This is a messenger RNA of Camelina sativa (false flax), 537 nucleotides long. Lineage: Eukaryota; Viridiplantae; Streptophyta; Magnoliopsida; Brassicales; Brassicaceae. The record is from RefSeq and is a predicted model, not a curated record.
AUGGCGGGAAAAUUCUUUAUUGUUCCGGCGAUUAUCUAUGCUCGCCAUGCUUCUCCUUAUUUCACCACGAAAACAUUCUCUACAUCGAAGGUUAAUGCUCCGGCAAGAUACGAGGAUGAGUUGCUUUGGGAGCGGCAUGGCUAUACAAAGCUUCAAAGAAACAAUUUAGAAGGUGGUUGCGAAGAAUCAUAUACAGCUUUGGGUAAACAUGUGGGAAAAGAAAAACGUAGGAAAGCUUAUUCGAUGCUGGAAAAAUGUAUGAAGGCUCGCUCUGAUUAUUUUCAGCCGUUUUUCGCGAUGAAGAGAGAUACUAAAGAACGGAUGACAACAUGUGUUUGCAAAAAAGUCUUUAUAGCUUGGAUGGACUUCUGCAAAGACACUAAGAAAAACAACAGAAGUUGUGUUCCUACACCUGCCAUGGAAGCCCUGGUCAAGUGUAUGAAGGUUGAUCACUCUGAUUACUAUCACCCGUUUCUCACGGUAUUCAAAACUACUGAAGAACAUGUUAAAAACGAGAUCAAGGCCUUGGGUAGCUGA